CAUUCGCAGAGAAAAGUCUCUCCUUAAAGACGUAGAGUAGCGUAAUGUAUCCAUCACAGAGCUGAGGGGAAAAAGAGGAAAAGGACUUCGAUCCGAGAGCAGGAUAGCCCCGAUGUGCGCAUAGAGUGAGCUCUGCGUAAAGAUCCGCAGGCUGUAGAGAUAAGUUGAAAUUUACUUUGACAAGAAUAGUUUGUACCUCUUUGAUCGCUCAUGCGUGCAACCGGUUAGGAGUUUAAUUAAGAGGUAAUUUGACUUCUCUCGCGCACAAACAGGAACAACACCAUUUGUGCAUCCUAGAGCUUUUACAGUUGGAGCCUGUGUUGUUUGUGGAAGACAUGGCUAAGUUAUUCCGGGCUGCUAUAAUGGGUCCACCAGGAUCAGGGAAAGGAACAAUAUCCAAGAGGAUUGCGCAAAGCUUUGGCCUGCAAUAUCUGUCCAGUGGCCACUAUCUGCGAGAGAGCAUAGCAGCAAAUACAGAGGCAGGUGUGCUGGUGAAGACCUACGUAGAAAGAAGCAUGCUGGUGCCUGACCAUGUUAUGACCAGACUGAUGCUGCCCCGACUGGAACAGCUGAGCGGCCACAGCUGGCUGCUGGACGGUUUUCCCCGGACUCUGACACAGGCCCGAGCCCUGAACAGUUUGUGUCAGCUCGACUUGGUCAUCAGCCUCAACAUCCCCUACGAGACUCUGAGGGAGAGACUGAGCGAUCGCUGGAUCCAUCCAGCCAGUGGUAGAGUCUACAACAUGGGCUUCAACCCGCCACGAGUGCAGGGUAAGGAUGACAUCACCGGUGAGCCACUGAUUCAGCACGAUGAUGACAAACCAGAAGCCCUGAUGGCCAGACUGAGACACUACAAAGAUGUGGCCAAGCCUGUCAUAGACUUAUACAAGUCACAGGGAGUCCUGCACUCAUUUUCUGGUACAGAGACGGACCGGAUUUGGCCUUAUAUCAACUCCCUCCUCAGCACCAAGAUGCACACACAGCCAUCGGAUGCCUUCCAAACCCAGACACCCUGACACUUCUCUGAAUGAAAACACCAGAGGAAACAUCAAGAAGCUGCCAGAGGAAGUGGGGUGAUGUUUCUACUUGCUGGCCUCAGCUUUGAGUUUCCUCAUUAAUAAUGAGGUUUAAUGAGUAAUGGACAAGGUUGCUGAUCAAAACUGUAGUCGACCAACAUCACUCACUUGUUGUUUUUUUAAAUCGAUGGUUUUGUGCAAAGCUUUAUUGAUUGUGUUGAUUUAUGCGUUAUUAUAGUGAAAUGUCCAGAUAUUUCAAGGAAAUAUCAAAACUGAUCAUUUAUGUAAAUCAUAGUUUUACACAAGCACUCGACAUGAAGCAAUUCUUAAAAAGGAAAAGAAGAUAAUUCAAUGCAAUUGUUCCGGUUUCCACACAUUGAAUUUAAAUUAUAGCUCAUUUAGUCAAUCUGUGGUAACCAGAAGUUAAAAGAAAAAGUAAAUAACAUAUAGAAAGGAUUCCCUUCAUUGUAGUUCUCCAGUAUCAAGAUUUUAUUACUAGAAACCAAAGCUAACUCCAACAAUAUUAAACCAAAAAAACAGAAUAUUAAAGGACCAGUGUGUAGGGUUUAGUGGAUUCUAGUGGUGAAGUUACAGAUUGCAACUAACUGAACACUGCUCACGUCUGAAUUUUAGGACCUGAGAAUUAGAACCGGCUGUGGAGUGUGAAGGAGAAACUACAGUGUCAGCGCAACUCGCAAAAAUGGCUUUAUCUACAGCUAGCGUUUGGUUUUUCCAGGAAGGCGAUUCGCCACAUCUGUAGAUAGAAACUGCUCAUUCUAAGGUAAAGGAAACACAACAUUUCCUAUAUUUAGUUGACUAUACGCUAAUGAAAACAUACCUAUGAGCAUUAUAUUCCAUUUUUUCCAAUAGAUCCUCCUAAAUGUUACACGCUGGACCUUUAAGUGUUCGACACAUUAAAUAUGUGAUAUCAAAAUAUAUAAAAUUAUUGUUGUCAUGAAAAUAAAACUUUAAACAAAAGCAGACAUAGGAAAUAUUAUAUACAUUAUAAUAUUGUUACAGAUUCGAUUUAUUGCACUAUAAAUUAUAUUUUUAUAAUCAAGAAAACAAUACUACAUUGCUGCCUUUAUGAAUAUACUAAUUGUGGAGUAAAACCCUUCAAUUAUCCUCCAAUGUGCAAGUGCAAGUUGUAAUUUUUCAUUGAGCAGAAUCCACAUAACAAAAUCAGUCUGAUUUGUCUCACCGCAGCCUCAUGUGACAGAUUCAAUGAGGGCAAUACUGACAUUAUUCAUGAACCAAAAUCAAUCUUGGAAAGGCUGUUACAUAUGUACAUAUUCCGUAGAACCAGUUUUUAGUCCGCUCAGUGUUUAAUAUCCAUCAAUUACACCAAUAAUGUGCACUGAAUAAACUGCUCUUCUUUACCUUCGUACUGAAAUGCUGCAGAAUCUUAUGCAAUCUGUAGCUGUUAACAUGCAGUAGUAUCCACUGGGCUGGUGUUGGACUGGUGCAAGGAACCCUAAUAAUCACUCUACAGCACAAUCUGUGGCUGGGAUGAAGACCAAUGCACAGAAUAUAGUGCCUUCAAUGUUGUUACAUUCCUUUAAAUGUAGGAUGUUGCUGUGAGAUUUCAAUCACCAAAAUGUCACAGAUUGUUGUUCAUAAAAUGUAAUGUUUUUGCAGCGUUUGUUCAACUUUUAAAAUACUGCUGGAUUUAACUUUAAUAAGGAACAGGUCACUUUUAUGAUUGUGUCAUAUGUAAGGGUCUUAUUUUUUGAAUGUAUAAAUCACUGUUGCAGGAUAACUUUUCUUAUUAAGUGAUUGGUUAAUGUGUAAAUUAUUUCUCACCCUACAGAAUAUCUUGUGGUUCAUCAUUAUAUUUCCACCCAGUGGCACAACAUGUGAGUUUGCCUUUUACAGUAACUUAAGCACACUAGUGACCAACCUGUGCAACAAAUAGGCUUUAUUUGUAUUUUCCAGCUCCAGUUAAUGCUGCAGUUUUUAAACAAAAUGUGACCAUCUAAAUUCAUUAUGAAGCUUCAAAAUGGCAGCAUACACUAAUUCAGGGAUUGGCAAUGAAUAACCCAUUACAUGCAAACAUUAUUUUUUUUAUAAUUUCUUUUAUGAGAUCAAAACUGCCUAUGUAAUGUUUUUUGUGGAGUUUUUGUUUUCUUUAUCUAAGGAUAGUGGGUGUGUUUGAGACAAUGGCAGACCAAAGAUACAUAAAAGACGCACCCUGACUUUUUUACUCUUUUUUGCUUGAGUGACAAUAGGAUGAGUCAGCAAUUCGUGUCAGUGGCAUGGGCUAAAGUCUGAAAUCUGUAGAUGUUGAUUUGAUAAAGCAGGGAUGUGUAGGAACCUCUGUUUUAAACUUUGGUUUCAUGUUGGGGAGCACAGUGUGCCUUGAUGAUCAGUGUGUGUUGUUGAAUGAAUGGGCGUGGUGCAAAAAUGUUGAGUUGUGUAUGACCACACCCCACUGCUGUUGUGUAACGCUACAGUGGGUUUUUUCGUUCCUAUUUUUAAACCAUGCUGUCCAAACAUGUUACAUUCCAGGGCCAAUAAAACUUGUUUCACAUGGCCACUUC
Dicentrarchus labrax (European seabass) is the source of this 3556-nucleotide messenger RNA. It is a transcript of the gene ak4, whose product is annotated as adenylate kinase 4. The transcript has 5 exons. Gene Ontology annotation, cellular component: cytoplasm; mitochondrion. The record is from RefSeq and is a predicted model, not a curated record. The coding region runs from base 336 to 1016 and encodes 226 amino acids. Gene Ontology annotation, molecular function: nucleoside diphosphate kinase activity; AMP kinase activity; ATP binding. Lineage: Eukaryota; Metazoa; Chordata; Actinopteri; Moronidae. Gene Ontology annotation, biological process: nucleobase-containing compound metabolic process.